Molecule: messenger RNA, 3189 nt
Organism: Pygocentrus nattereri (red-bellied piranha)
Lineage: Eukaryota; Metazoa; Chordata; Actinopteri; Characiformes; Serrasalmidae
Gene: kcnk9
Product: potassium channel, subfamily K, member 9
Exons: 2
Coding region: 87-1472 (461 amino acids)
Biological process (GO): stabilization of membrane potential; potassium ion transmembrane transport
Cellular component (GO): membrane
Molecular function (GO): potassium ion leak channel activity
Source: RefSeq, a predicted model, not a curated record
CGUGUGUGCGUGUGCGUGUGUGUGUGUGUGUGUGUGUGUGUGUGUGUGUGUGUGUGUGUGUUGGUUUGGAUGGUGUGUGAAAUUGCAUGGCCACUGGCUGGUGCGCGCACGUUGUCUCGCGGCGCUCGAGCAGCCUCUCGUGCCUCUCGUCGUCUUCAUCUUCAUCAUCGUCAUCGUCGUCCUCGUCACCUUCAUCAUUGCCACCGUCGUCCAAGCGCUCGAGGCUCGCUCGUGGGGGUCAUGCGCGCCGCACGCGCCGGCUGCUGGCGGCCAUGAAGCGGCAGAACGUGCGGACCCUGUCCCUGAUCGUCUGCACGUUCACCUACCUGCUGGUGGGCGCCGCCGUGUUCGACGCGCUCGAGAGCGACUUCGAGAUGCGCGAGAAGGAGCAGCUGGAGGCGGAGGAGCGGCGGCUGCAGGGCAAGUACAACAUCAGCGAGGACGACUACAGGAAGCUCGAGACCAUCAUCAUGGAGGCCGAGCCGCACCGCGCGGGCGUGCAGUGGAAGUUCGCCGGCUCUUUCUACUUCGCCAUCACCGUCAUCACUACGAUAGGUUAUGGCCACGCGGCUCCAGGCACAGAUGCAGGGAAGGCCUUCUGCAUGUUCUACGCGGUGCUGGGCAUCCCCCUGACGCUGGUGAUGUUCCAAAGCCUGGGCGAGAGGAUGAACACGUUCGUGAAGUACCUGCUGAAGCGCAUCAAGAAAUGCUGCGGCAUGAGGAUCACGGAGGUGUCCAUGGAGAACAUGGUGACGGUGGGCUUCUUCUCCUGCAUGGCGACGUUGUGCAUCGGGGCAGCCGCCUUCUCCCACUACGAGGACUGGAGCUUCUUCCAGUCCUACUACUACUGCUUCAUCACCCUGACCACCAUCGGCUUCGGGGACUUUGUGGCGCUGCAGAAGAACCGAGCACUGCAGCGGAAGCCCCUAUACGUGGCUUUCAGCUUCAUGUACAUCCUGGUUGGGUUGACAGUGAUCGGAGCCUUCCUCAACCUGGUGGUGCUGCGAUUCCUCACCAUGAACAGCGAAGACGAGAGACGGGAUGCCGAGGAGAGGGCGUCUUUGGCAGGAAACAGGAGCAGCAUGGUCAUUCACAUUCAAGAGGAGACGACGCAGAGGAGCCGGCGGAGACGGGAGCACCAAAGGCAGCAGCAGCAGAGGUACAGGUCGGAGGUCACGGACCUGCAGUCCGUUUGCUCCUGCAUGCACUACCAUGAGUUCGGCAGCUCAGCCGCACUUGCUCCAGGAGGUGGAGGAGGAGGAACUGGAAGAGCGUUUUCCCACCAGAACUCCUUCAGCUGCCAGCUGAGUCCAAACCAAUACUUUCACUCCUCGGUGACGUACCGCAUCGAGGAGAUUUCACCAGAAACGCUGAAGAACAACUUCUUGCCUUCCCCCAUCAGCUCCGUAUCCCCCGGCCUCCAUAGCUUCACAGACAACUUACGCCUGAUGAGACGGCGCAAGUCCGUCUGAACAAACGCGACACCCACAUUCUUCCUAGUCCCACCCCCAUUUUUAACAACACCAGUAUUUAUUCAGUGAUAGGUAAAGCGGUCACUGUUGAUACCCAAUCUGCGUUCUCUGUCCAGUCUGUACUAUGCAUGUCCUGCAUGCGUGCAUUACAUUAGCAUUUUACGACUUACGUGACUGAUCCACUACGAAACUUUCCCAAAGUAUUCAUGUGUAUUUUGUGUAUUUUUGCACUCUUCCAUGCUGCAUUAGCAUGAUAUGCUCUUUUGAAUGCAAUAGCUUUUAAAACUUCAUAGCUUUAAGGCUUGAUUAGCUUCUUGAACAGUGUCGCUUUCCCCUGUAUUGGCACAUUGCUAUAAACAUUUGUAAAACAUUGUGAAAAUUGUUACAAUGUUUUACCAUGGUACUACAAGGUUGUUUUUUUCCGGAGACGUCAAAUUUGCAUAUUGUUAUUACCACUUUAUUACAUAUUAUAAUAGGCUCUAAAAAGCUUUCCACUUCCAGUGUUAUGGUGCAUGUUGAAAUGACUUUGUUCUUCACCGAUGUUGUUGAACAAAGCUAGGCAAACUGUAGAUGCUAAACCAGGUCUGUGUGCGUAUAUCUCUCUCAAGUCCUGGUGCUUUCAUUUGAAUGUUUUGUUUUUCCCCACCAAUCGAUAAAAAAGAAACUUUUUAAGUAUUAAGAUGAAAUAUCAUCAGUGUCAUGCAAAAACCGUGUGUCUCCAUUUUUAUUUUUUACUUUUUUCGCAUCAUUUAGAAGCUUUAAGUACCCCUUGCAUAGUGAACACACCAAUAGAAAUGGUCCAGGAUUAAAACAAAAACCCAAAACAUUGUACCUUGACUUCCAUUACAAUCACAGAAUGUUUCCUUCACCUAAGAAUUUCCUUCUCCUGUAAAAUUCCCUUUUUGGAAAUACUAGUUUUUGUUCCGACAGCGACGAUAUGUUUCCGUGGAAAUGUAAAAGGACUAAAAGCUGCUGGAAACAUAAUUUAGUAUAAAGUAAUGUCGUAAAAUGACAGACACUGCAUCAUAAAACGUAAUGGAGUGUACGCAUGCAUGACAGUCUGUGGUGUAAAUUGGUCAUGGGACGCAGAUUGGGCACUAACUCUGCUCCUAGAGAUCAAGGGUUAAGGGUUGAGAAGAACUUAUCCAUGUUGUCACUGUCAUAUCAAAAUAACUAAAAAAAAUGAAAUGAUUUUUCAUACCAUUUGAAAAACGCCAGCUGCCUUUUGCUCUGGGUGAACAAUUCAUAAUGAAUGGACCGAUGAAAAUGGCCCAAAAUUACUCCGAAUAAAAGUUCAGUUCAUUAAUGAAGAUAAUGUUUUUUCAGUCUCCAUUAAAGUCAAAAUUUUUGUUAUGACAGUGACAAAAUUUAUAUCCUUAUGCAGAAGUUUGAAUAUCCCUGGUCAAAAAGAGCAUUCCUCUACAACCUCUUAUACUCGUGGGUAUAUUUUCAUUUGUCCAUCUGAAUUUAUGUGACCAAAUUGUAAGGCAAAUUAUUCAGUAACUGCAUGAAAUACAUGUAAAUUUCUAUUUUUUUUUUUUUUUGUAAAAGUUCGCCUCAUGAAUGAACAGUAAAUGAGUUUUAUGAUCUACUCAUGUUGCUAUAUGCUUACAAUUUACUGCUGAAAGCCAAAAAUCUCAGACGCCCUUUGUGUCACUUUAUAAAAGUAAUUUUUCCAGAGCAGAUCACUGAAGAGACGCCCUGUUUAUAGUUUAGA